AAUUAAGCCUUGUCCUCUUGGUGAACUUUCCUAGGCUGUCUCUCUCUCUCUCUCUUCUUUCUCUCUCUUCUUCUCAUCCAAACAAAACCCAUUUCAAAAUUUCUGUUUUUUCCUUCAGAGAUUUUCCACAAAUCCUCUCACCUCGACGAAGGUAAAGGAAUGAAUGGCGCUACAGCAACAGAUUCUGAAGCAGACAACUCUGAAUAUGUCGAAGUUGAUCCCACCGGCAGAUAUGGAAGAUACAAUGAUGUUCUUGGCAAAGGAGCAUCCAAGACAGUUUACAGAGCUUUCGAUGAAUACGAUGGCAUUGAAGUGGCAUGGAAUCAAGUGAAGCUCUGUGAUUUCCUUCAAACCCCUGAAGAUCUCGAGAGGCUAUACAGAGAAAUCCAUUUAUUGAAGACGCUAAAACAUAAGAACAUAAUGAAAUUCUGUUCUUCCUGGGUCGACACUGCCAAUAGAAACAUUAACUUCGUUACAGAGAUGUUCACUUCCGGGACUCUCAGACAAUACAGGCUGAAGCACAAGAGAGUGAAUAUCAGAGCUGUGAAGCAUUGGUGCAGACAGAUUUUAAGAGGGCUUCAUUAUCUUCAUAGCCAUGAUCCUCCUGUAAUCCACAGAGACCUUAAAUGUGAUAACAUUUUUGUUAAUGGGAAUCAAGGCGAAGUCAAGAUUGGUGAUCUUGGACUUGCUGCUGUUCUUCGUAAAUCCCAUGCCGUUCGAUGUGUUGGAACACCAGAGUUUAUGGCUCCAGAGAUAUAUGAAGAGGAGUACAAUGAAUUGGUUGAUAUCUAUUCUUUUGGAAUGUGUAUCCUUGAGAUGGUUACUUUUGAAUAUCCAUACAGUGAAUGCACUCACCCUGCUCAGAUUUACAAGAAAGUUAUCUCUGGGAAGAAGCCUGAUGCUUUGUAUAAGGUGAAGGAUCUCGAGGUUCGGGUUUUCGUCGAGAAAUGCUUGGCUACCGUGUCGACUAGGCUGUCUGCUAGAGAGCUUUUGAAUGACCCUUUUCUUCAAAUUGAUGGUUGUGAUUCUUUACUCACGCCAAUAGAUUACUAUUCUGAAUAUGAUGAAGUGAAUAAUGGUUUGGAUUACUGUUUGAUUGAUAACGAAGUGAGCGAAAUCGAUCUUUUUUCGUGUCAAGACGAUGAGCAUUUGGCAGAUGUUGAUAUCACUAUUAAAGGGAGAAGAAGAGGCGACGACGAUAUAUUUCUACGGCUUCGGAUUGCGGAUAAAGAAGGUCGAAUACGAAACAUCUACUUCCCGUUCGAUUUAGAGAAUGAUAGUGCUUUAAGUGUUGCAAAUGAGAUGGUUUCUGAGCUUGAUAUUACUGAUCAAGAUGUGAAGAAGAUUGCUGAUAUGAUAGAUGAUGAGAUAGCUACAUUGGUGCCAGAAUGGAAGAGAGGAACAAGCUCUGAUGCUAAUGUUUGUCACAAUUGUGCUUUAAACGGUUCGGCUUUGGAUUACGUUUCACCGAACCAUCCGACGACGAAGAACCUACACGUUCUUCAGUGUUCUGAGGAUCAUGGCUGUGCUUCUAUCCAUGGACGUUUUGAGGAGAUUACAUAUCAAGUUGAGGGAUCGGAACAAUUCAAUGGGUCAUCGGAGAAUCCGAGCGAUAUCCAUUAUGCCGAUAUUUGGGCGCAGCGAGAUGGCAAUGAAUCACAUGGAGGAGCAUCAGAACAGCUGAAGCUCAAGAAGGAAGAAAGUAGUGUACAUAAGAACAAUAAUGAUCACCAAACAGAAUUCCGAACGAGAAACUCGAGCUCAUCGAAUCGUUUGGUGUCGUUUGCCGAUGAUCCCGAGAACGAGAUUCGACAAGAACUAAGAUGGCUCAAGGCUAAAUAUCAAAUGCAGUUGAGGGAGCUAAGGGAUCAACAAUUAGGAGUCAAGGUCAAAUCUUUCAGCUUACAGCCGAAUCCGAACCUUGCCGAGACCAACCGUGGAGCUUUCGUAUCGUUGCUUUCACCAAAUAUCAAUGAAGCAGCAAGACAUAAGGCUGGUAUCACUUCACAUUCCCCCCAUAUUGCUGCUGACAGUGUGUUGGAAAACCGAACCUUUCAAGACGACAGCUUCGAUGUCGACGAGUCGGGUAGUCCCGAGCUGAUGAUUACGGCCAAGAGCUUCUAUGCAGGGACAUUGUUACCUCAUUCUCUACAAAGAGCAACCUCACUUCCUGUUGAUGCUAUAGACUUUUAGAACAAGGAAUCCUAAUGGGUAUCAUAAAAGAUGGCCUAUUUGUUUGAAUGUGUAGAUACCCUUUUGAGAUUAUGAGGUGUGUUGGCCUUAUUUGGUUGUCGACUGGCAAGCAAAGAUGCCCUUUGAA
Molecule: messenger RNA, 2320 nt
Organism: Cucurbita moschata (crookneck pumpkin)
Lineage: Eukaryota; Viridiplantae; Streptophyta; Magnoliopsida; Cucurbitales; Cucurbitaceae
Product: probable serine/threonine-protein kinase WNK9
Exons: 7
Coding region: 160-2193 (677 amino acids)
Biological process (GO): intracellular signal transduction; protein phosphorylation
Cellular component (GO): cytoplasm
Molecular function (GO): ATP binding; protein serine/threonine kinase activity
Source: RefSeq, a predicted model, not a curated record